CUUGCCGCCUCGAUUUUGGAAAUCAUGAGCCCGGAGGUGGCAGCACUGUGCAUCCUGCUCACGACUUGUUCCGGUCUCUCUGUGACUGUGGAUGAGAAAGUCCAAGAUAUCAUCGAAAUCGAGCGAAACGACACUGAAGAAUACGACUACACCCAGGACGAUGAUUACGGCGGAGUCCUGGGGGAGGAGAUGGUCGGGCCUUGUGCAGACUUCAAACUCGGCGAGGACGACCUGAUGGCCUACGACUUCAUCCGCAAGUUCCAUCUGGACACCCCGGUUCUGCAGAUGCCUGGAGUGACCAGAGUACGAGGAUCCAACAGAGUCCAAGUGGCUUACAGAUUAGAUAGGGACUCUGAUCUCGUACUACCUACGAGAGAAAUCUUCCCGUUUGGCCUCCCACGGCAGUUUUCCUUCAUAUGCACCUUCAGGGCUCGCAAGGUGGCCAAGAGCUCCUGGCACAUCCUGCGAGUCACCGACCUUCUUCAGCGACCGCAGUUCCUGGUCACCCUCAACCCUCGCAGGGAGGCGGUGGAAUUCUCCAUCGUAGACUUCAAUGGAGACUUGCAGACCUUGGUGUUCACCAAGACUCAGAUCUUUGACAAGAACUGGCACAAGAUCCACUUCGGCGUGUUCGCAGACAGAGUUGUUCUCUACAUAGACUGUGGUCUGCUUAGCACCGAGACGUUGUUACCUAGAGGGCCUAUCGACGUCAACGGCAACAUCAGCGUGGCCAAACAGGCCAACUCUAGGCAUACGGUGCCGGUGGAUCUUCAAUGGAUGCUGCUCAGUUGUGACCCAACGCGGCCCACCCGAGAAACUUGCGAUGAGCUUCCGCAAUUCCAAGUUCGGCCAUCGACAACUAUCGUUACCGGCACCGCUCGUCCUUGCGAUACGGUGUGCCCAGCGGGACCUCCGGGGCUUAAUGGUACAGAGGGCAAGAGAGGUCCCCAAGGACCAAGAGGAGAGAUGGGACUACCAGGAUUUCCCGGAAGAGAUGGAUCACCAGGAAUCAGAGGACCUACUGGAGUUCCGGGUUAUCCUGGUCCUUCUGGACCUCCCGGACCUCCUGGAAUAUCUGGGAUACCGGGAUUGCCUGGACCCAAAGGUAACAUUGGCGAGCCAGGAUAUCCGGGAUUGAAGGGAGAUAGAGGAGAGCCUGGAUUGUCAGGAGCUCUUUUGGGUGGAGGAGCAGCACUCUCUGGACCACCGGGAUCUCCUGGACUUCCGGGUGCUAAAGGGGAACCUGGACCAACAGGGAUUCCUGGACUUCGGGGAGAAAAGGGGGAAAGAGGAGAAGAAGGACCACAGGGGCCGCCUGGUUUGCCAGAGACAGUUUCAAGUAUAGAGGGCAACUUUACUGGAUUCCCAGGACAAAUGGGACUACCCGGACCCAGGGGUGCUCAAGGGGAACCGGGAGAAAUAGGGGAACCUGGUCUUCCUGGUGUAAAAGGAGAAAGAGGAGAAACAGGACCUCGAGGGGAACCUGAGGAAAGAGGCAUUCCUGGUGAAAGAGGUUUGGAUGGUACUCCAGGAGAGAAGGGAGAGAUGGGAUAUCCCGGACCUACAGGUCCUGUAGGACCCACAGGGGCAACAGGACUUGCGGGUCCUUCAGGGCCUCCAGGAGUUCCUGGAGCUCAAGGCGAACCUGGACCACCAGGAAUAGAUGGAACUCCUGGAAUUCCCGGAUCGGCUGCUGCAGCGGGAGAUCCUGGACCACCUGGAGUAGCAGGGCCUCCUGGGAAACAAGGACUUGAGGGGCCUCCUGGAUUGAGAGGGGAGAGAGGGGAGCCGGGAACACCAGGAAUACCAGGAAGUGACGGACUGCCUGGGCUUGUAGGAGAGAUGGGCCCAGCAGGCGAAAGAGGUGAUCCUGGACUUCGAGGAGCUGUGGGACCUAUGGGUCCCCAAGGACUACCUGGACCUGAAGGACCUCCUGGUCCUGAAGGAGGGAAAGGAGAGACAGGACUUACAGGAGACCAGGGACCUGUAGGACCUAGAGGACUGCCUGGGGUAAUGGGAUCCCCUGGACUGCCUGGUGCUCCAGGGUCUGUUGGUGCUCCGGGUGUGGAAGGCAGACCCGGACCACCCGGACCCCAGGGACUCCCAGGCCCCCCUGGUGACUCUACUGGAGUCUCCUACACCAGCGAGGGAGGCACAGGGACCCCUGGUGUGAUGGGUGCUAGAGGUUCACCAGGACCACCGGGCAUGCCCGGAGAGAGGGGGGCAGCAGGAGAAAGAGGUCCUGAAGGAGCUCCGGGACUUCCUGGAGUACCAGGUAAAGAAGGGCCCCCAGGCAUACCCGGGCCCCCAGGACAAAGGGGCCAGCCAGGCCUGAAUGGACUACAAGGUGCCCCGGGGAGAAGUUACACGGAGGCUGAAAUCAGAGAUAUUUGCGCAACAGUGCUUAGAGAGAGAAUAUCUGAGCUAACAGACGGGUUGGUAGGGCCACCCGGACCCCCGGGACUAGGAAGUCCGGGAAAACCAGGACCUAAAGGGAUUCAAGGGAUUCCAGGAGAUGCUGGACAACCCGGAUUGCCAGGAGAGAGGGGAUUCCCCGGAAUGCCGGGACCUCCAGGACCAACGGGGCCAGAAGGAAGCCGAGGGGAGAAAGGAGACAAGGGGGAGAGAGGACCGGAGGGGGUCGGAUUGGAAGGUCCUGCCGGUCCUAGAGGACCUCCUGGACCUUCAGGACCCCAAGGAAUAGGACUUCCCGGAAGACCGGGAGAUAGGGGAGAACCUGGAAGAACUGGGGUUCCCGGAACAAGAGGUCCUCCAGGAUCUCAGGGACCACCGGGGUUUUGUGAAUUCUGUAACUAUCCAGGAGGAAACUACGCCCAGUCAAUAGCUUCUCGGCCUGGCAGCACCCAGAAAGGACCAUAGACAAACAACCUGCCUCCAUCAGUGAUAGUUUACAGAAAUGCCUUACGUCGUGAUGUUACAAGAUAAUACUCCUGAUGAGUAAAAUUUACUUUGGUAUUCCAAAAACCAAUUAAUAAUCUAGGUUUACAAUAUUUACAGUUCUCAGCAUACUGUAUAAAGUCCUAAGUACCCAGAACUUUUGAGAAAACUACAAGUCACACCCCCAUAAACCAUAUACUUAAAAUGUUCGUCAUGACGAGAAACCUUGCGCAAAACUAUCCAUUAUUUCAUAAAUUGUCCUUUAAGGUCGUAAUUGCUUUAUAAAGGGAACUUUCCAAAAAUACCUCAGCUGUACUUAUAUUUGUAUGUUAUUCUUUCAAUUUAUUACCUUCAGGAGUGAUUAUUUGUUUGUAUUACUGUAUUCUGUUUUGUUUAUUUCAGCUUAACUUAACCAAUCAAUAGUUUUAUUAAUACUUAUGAAGUCAAACGGGGUGAAGCCGGUGGAAAACAGCUAGUUUUAAUGAAGUAAUUGUGUUAGACAAAUUUGUGC
This is a messenger RNA of Macrosteles quadrilineatus (aster leafhopper), 3409 nucleotides long. Its product is annotated as collagen alpha-2(IX) chain-like. NCBI's taxonomy places the organism in Eukaryota, Metazoa, Arthropoda, Insecta, Hemiptera, Cicadellidae. Bases 25 to 2880 code for a protein of 951 amino acids. The record is from RefSeq and is a predicted model, not a curated record. The transcript is spliced from 24 exons.